AUGGCGGACUUGAUCACUUUGGCGACAUGUUCUCUCAAUCAGUGGGUGUUGGAUUGGGAGGGUAACUUGAAGAGAAUUCGCAAGAGUAUCAUCCUCGCCAAGGAAGCUGGAGCUACGCUUAGAACGGGCCCUGAGCUCGAGAUUACAGGCUAUGAGUCCCUACUCGCAAUCUUGACUGACACCGAACUCCAUGGUAUUCUCAUCGACGUUGGUCUUCCUCUCAUGCACAGAGGGUGUCGAUACAACUGCCGUGCUAUUAUCCUGGAUGGGAAACUCCUCUGCCUUCGCCCCAAAAUCUAUCUUGCCAACGAUGGAAACUUCAGGGAGAAUCGAUUCUUCACUCCUUGGAACAGGCCGAGAUAUGUUGAGAAGUACAAUCUUCCUCCUGCUCUUCAGAAGCACCAAUGCGUUCGACAAGUUCCCAUCGGUGAUGUUGUUCUGUCCCUCAAUGAUACAACUGUCGCCGCCGAGACUUGCGAGGAGCUCUUUACCCCCCAGGCACCUCACAUUAACAUGGCUCUCAACGGCGUGGAAAUCUUCACCAACUCCUCCGGCUCUCAUCACACACUGAGAAAGCUUGAUGAGCGUAUUGCUCUAAUAUCUGAAGCAACUCGCAAGAGUGGUGGUGUAUACCUUUAUGCAAACCAGUCUGGCUCCGAUGGAGACAGGCUUCUCUACGAUGGUGCAUCUCUCAUCAUGGUCAAUGGCUCGAUCGUGGCUCAAGGCUCUCAGUUCAGCUUGGACGAUGUCGAAGUUGUUACCGCGACCGUUGAUCUCGAAGAAGUCCGUGCUUAUAGAUUCGCCCCAUCUCGCAACUUUCAGGCUGUGCAAGCACCUGUGUAUGAGAGAAUCGAGGUUGAUUUCAGCCUGGGUCAUGAGGAUCUUGACCUCCUUCAUGCCCCAACAGCUCCUCGACCAGCCCGUUAUCAUGUCCCCGAGGAAGAAAUUGCCCUUGGCCCAGCUUGCUGGCUUUGGGAUUACCUCCGAAGAAGCAGGGCAUCUGGUUACUUGGUCCCCCUCUCAGGAGGUAUUGACUCAUGUGCAACCGCUACUAUUGUGUUCAGCAUGUGCAGACUCGUCGUUGAGGCUAUCAAGGCUGGUAAUGAGGAGGUCAUUGAAGAUGUCAAGAGAAUUGCUGUGUUCUCGGAUAAGCUCCCCGAAACCGCCGAGGAGUUCUGCAAUCAGAUCUUCCACACGGUGUACAUGGGUAUGGAGAAGCAGAGCAGCAAGGAGACUCGACAGCGUGCCAAGGACCUUGCCGAGCGUAUCGGUAGUUACCACACUGACAUGAACAUUGACGAUACCUUCCACGCUACCAAGAACUUGCUUACUCAAGGCACGGGAUUCGAGCCUAAAUUCAAGGUUCAUGGUGGAUCAGCUACUGAAAACUUGGCCCUUCAGAAUAUCCAGGCACGCAGCCGCAUGGUCAUCGCCUAUUACUACGCUCAGAUGCUACCAACAGUUCGGCAGCGCCCAGGGGGAGGAAGCCUGCUUGUGCUUGGAUCCAGUAAUGUUGACGAAUGUCUCCGAGGAUACCUCACAAAAUACGAUGCUGAUUUGAACCCGAUUGGAGCUGUGAGUAAAAGGGAUCUCAAGAGUUUCAUUUCAUGGGCGGCCAAGAACUUCGACAUGCCGAUUUUGGAAGAGUUUAUUCAUGCUACACCCACGGCCGAGCUAGAGCCUAUCACCGAAAACUAUGUUCAGUCUGACGAGGUUGAUAUGGGCAUGACCUAUGACGAACUGGCUCGUUUUGGACGACUACGCAAGGAGAGCAAGUUGGGACCCUACGGCAUGUUCCUACGACUUGUCGAAGAAUGGGGCGGAGAGGCCACAAACAAGCUGUGGCGACGCCAGCUGUUCAUGUGUAAGGAAAAUUACUCGCCCGACGACCACAGAUUUGACCUUCGCCCUUUGUUCUACCCACCUGCCUUCCAGGGCUGGUCCUUCCAGAAGAUUGAUAAGCGGGUUGAGGCCCUGGAAAAGGCUCUGGAGAAGAAGCAGGCUGCAAGUGACUCCAAAUAG
This is a messenger RNA of Fusarium subglutinans, 2022 nucleotides long. RefSeq names its product NAD+ synthase (glutamine-hydrolyzing). Gene Ontology annotation, molecular function: NAD+ synthase (glutamine-hydrolyzing) activity; glutaminase activity; ATP binding. The record is from RefSeq and is a predicted model, not a curated record. Lineage: Eukaryota; Fungi; Ascomycota; Sordariomycetes; Hypocreales; Nectriaceae. Gene Ontology annotation, cellular component: cytoplasm. The coding region runs from base 1 to 2022 and encodes 673 amino acids. Gene Ontology annotation, biological process: NAD+ biosynthetic process. The transcript has 15 exons.